CGCACAUUGAAGCCAGACCACAUGCAUCUCUCCCAUCCUUGACUUGAGAUCUUCUUGCUCCCGAAACUUGAAGAAGCAGAGGCACCAAGCUCUGUCUCUAGGACAGGCAUGGAGGAAGAGACGCCUACCACGGCUGGUCCGGGACCGGGACGGAAACACGAUGACGGCGUCGACUCGGAGGAUCCAGUGAGCACCCGCAAUGGCAUCAGCUCCCUCCAGCAGCCGCUGCUGAAGAGAAGCAACACCCUGACGGCCAACCACCUCGCCAUGGUCGGCGCCAAGGUCUCGCACAUUGAGAGCCUCGACUACGAGAUCAUCGAGAACGAUCUGUUCAAGCACGACUGGAGGAGCCGGUCCACCGUGGAGGUGCUGCAGUACGUGUUCCUCAAGUGGGCGCUGGCGUUCCUGGUGGGCCUCCUCACCGGCGUCAUCGCGUCGCUCAUCAACCUCGCCAUCGAGAACAUCUCCGGCAUCAAGAUGCUCCACAUGGUCCAGCUCGUCCGGGAGAAACGGUACUGGGCAGGGUUCUUCUACUUCUCCGGCUUCAACUUGGCGCUCACGUUCGUCGCCGCCGUGCUCUGCGUCGUCUUCGCCCCCACCGCCGCCGGCCCGGGCAUCCCCGAGAUCAAGGCAUACCUCAACGGCGUCGACACGCCCAACAUGUUCGGCGCGCCGCAGCUCAUUGUCAAGAUCAUAGGUAGCAUCUGCGCGGUGUCGUCGGGGCUGGAUCUCGGCAAGGAAGGCCCGCUGGUGCACAUCGGCGCGUGCCUUGCCAACCUGCUCAGCCAGGGCGGCUCCGGCCGGUUCCGCCUCCGCUGGAAAUGGCUGCGCUACUUCAACAACGACCGCGACCGGCGCGACCUCAUCACCUGCGGCGCGUCGUCCGGCGUGUGCGCGGCGUUCCGGUCGCCCGUGGGAGGCGUGCUGUUCGCGCUGGAGGAGGUGGCGACGUGGUGGCGGAGCGCGCUGCUCUGGCGCACCUUCUUCAGCACGGCGACCGUGGUGGUGGUGCUGCGCGGGUUCAUCGAGGUGUGCCGCGGCGGGCGGUGCGGCCUCUUCGGCGAGGGCGGGCUCAUCAUCUUCGACGUCAGCGACGUCACCGUCCGGCACGGGCUGGGCGACCUCCUCCUGGUCACGCUCGUCGGCGUCAUCGGCGGCGUCCUCGGCGCGCUCUACAACCACGUCCUCCACAUGGUGCUCCGGCUCUACAACCUCAUCAACGACAAGGGCCGGAUGGCGAAGCUGGCGCUGGCGCUGGCCGUGUGCGUGUUCACGUCGGCGGGGCUGUACGUGCUCCCAUUCGCCGUGCCGUGCACGCCGUGCGACCCGGCGUUCGGCACGGCGUGCCCGGCCACCGGGAGGAGCGGCAACUUCAAGCAGUUCAACUGCCCGGCCGGGCAGUACAACGACCUGGCCACCCUCCUGCACGCCACCAACGUGGACGCCACGCGCAACAUCUUCUCCACGGGCACCCCCGGCGAGUUCCGGCUGGACUCGCUGCUCAUCUUCUUCGCCAUAUACUGCGUGCUGGGGCUCUUCACCUUCGGCAUCGCCGUGCCGUCGGGGCUCUUCCUGCCCAUCAUCCUCAUGGGCGCCGCCUACGGCCGCAUCGUGGCGCUCGUGCUCCAGAGCGCGGUGGGGGCGAGCAUCGACCACGGGCUCUACGCCGUGCUGGGCGCGGCGGCGCUCAUGUCGGGCUCCAUGAGGAUGACCGUCUCGCUCUGCGUCAUCUUCCUGGAGCUCACCAACAACCUGACCCUGCUGCCCAUGACCAUGUUCGUGCUGCUCAUCGCCAAGACCGUCGGCGACGCCUUCAACCCCAGCAUCUACGAGAUCAUCCUCGACCUCAAGGGGCUUCCCUUCCUAGAACCCAAGCCGGAGCCAUGGAUGAAGGAUCUCACCGUGGGCGAGCUCGCCGCCGCCAAACCGCGCACCAUCAGCCUCCAGGUGAUCGAGAAGGUGUCCAACGUCCUGGAGGUGCUGCGGAGCACCGGCCACAACGGGUUCCCGGUUGUGGACCGGCCGAGGCCCGGCUUGUCGGAGCUGCACGGGCUGGUCCUCCGGUCGCACCUGGUGGCCGUGCUGAGGAAGCGGUGGUUCCUGGCGGAGAAGAGGAGGACGGAGGAGUGGGAGGCCAGGGAGCGGUUCUCGUCGGUGGAGCUCGCCGACAAGAACUGCAAGAUCGACGACAUCGAGCUGACGCCGGAGGAGCUGGAGAUGUACAUCGACCUCCACCCGUUCACCAACACGACGCCGUACACCGUGGUGGAGACCAUGUCGGUGGCCAAGGCCGUCGUGCUCUUCCGCUCCGUCGCGCUCCGGCACAUGCUCAUCAUGCCCAAGUACCAGGGCCCCGAGAUAUCUCCGAUUGUGGGGAUCUUGACGAGGCAGGACCUGCGGGCGCACAACAUCCUCGGCGCGUUUCCUCACCUGGCGAACAAGAGCAAGACGCACUGAAGCUCAAGCUGAAAGCUAAGACCAUUUUUGGGAAAUAUUACCGUCAGACAUGUUUCUUGUCUUGAAGCAAAGAGAACAUGACUCACUUGUCUCACUUGCUUAUACGAGACAAGACACCAUUUUUGGGAUUCUAUGUUUUCUUCCUUCUUUUCUCUUUCUGAUUCAGCCAUUCAGGAUUGGUUUGAUUUUCUGCCCAUGUAAAAUCACGCAUGCACGUGUCCAAAAUACACACACACAUACACACACCAGUUUUUUUUAAUGUUUCAGAAAAGAUUUGGAAAGCGAAAUGUUCCAACU
Molecule: messenger RNA, 2754 nt
Organism: Hordeum vulgare subsp. vulgare (domesticated barley)
Lineage: Eukaryota; Viridiplantae; Streptophyta; Magnoliopsida; Poales; Poaceae
Product: chloride channel protein CLC-a-like
Exons: 4
Coding region: 109-2457 (782 amino acids)
Biological process (GO): chloride transport; transmembrane transport
Cellular component (GO): intracellular membrane-bounded organelle; plant-type vacuole membrane
Molecular function (GO): nitrate:proton symporter activity; voltage-gated chloride channel activity
Source: RefSeq, a predicted model, not a curated record